AUGAGCAAGUGAUUAUCAUUCUAUAUAAUAUUUCAUGUAUGUGAUUUGAGUCAAAAAUUUCAAUAUUUUCAAUUCUUAUUAAAUUUUCAAUUUUUGUGUAGCUUCAAACUUAAAAUAACUCGAGUUCAACAUUAAAAGCAUCAUGGAUGGAUCAUCAACCAAAAAUUCCAAAAUGUUGAGAGUUGCUUCAAAAAAUGUCUCCAAAGUUGAUUCGAGAAAACCAAAGUUUGCUAUAGAGGGCUCAAAGCUUGCUUUAGCCGACCCCAAACGUGCUAGAAGGAUAUUGACAAAAAGAAAAAUCUUUAAAAGACUAAGAGAAAAGGAGUUUAAUCGUUACAUUUUCAAUCAAGAGAAGAGGGUAGCAAUAUUGCAAAAAAAAGCAGACCACAUAUCUGCAUUCAAUACUAAGUGUAUCAGAAAUGUUCUAAAACUCGCUGCUGAAGUCAAUGAAUUAAGACUGAAGAUGCAAACUGCGAUGGAGGUUAACUGCUCGCAAGAGGUAAUCCUUAAUGCUAUGAAAGAGGAAAAACAACGUUUGAUAGAAGACAUUUUGCGUUUGCGACUUUUAAAUGAGUUGGGGCCAGAAUACAAUGAUGAGACCAUGCAGACUUAUUUACUUGCACAACAAUUUCAACAUGAUGAUGAGAAAGGGGAAGAAGACGGGGAUGAUGUAAUGGAAGAUGACGGGGAAGAUGAGGAUGAGGUAAUGGAAGAUGACGAGGAGGAUGAAGACGAAUAGUGUCAGUAUAGUGGAGACUUUAAAAAGAUAAUAUCUUUGAAUAAUAUUUCAAUUUAUUUAAAUCCUUUAGUAAGAAAAAAUCAU
Molecule: messenger RNA, 823 nt
Organism: Vicia villosa (hairy vetch)
Lineage: Eukaryota; Viridiplantae; Streptophyta; Magnoliopsida; Fabales; Fabaceae
Product: probable transcription factor PosF21
Exons: 5
Coding region: 143-739 (198 amino acids)
Source: RefSeq, a predicted model, not a curated record